Molecule: messenger RNA, 1649 nt
Organism: Formica exsecta
Lineage: Eukaryota; Metazoa; Arthropoda; Insecta; Hymenoptera; Formicidae
Product: WD repeat-containing protein 46
Exons: 5
Coding region: 16-1620 (534 amino acids)
Biological process (GO): maturation of SSU-rRNA from tricistronic rRNA transcript (SSU-rRNA, 5.8S rRNA, LSU-rRNA)
Cellular component (GO): nucleolus; 90S preribosome; small-subunit processome
Molecular function (GO): protein binding
Source: RefSeq, a predicted model, not a curated record
UUAUUGAGUUAAAUUAUGUUUAUUCCAUUUCUAGCUGAUAGAGAUUAUCGAGGAAGAAGGUUAAUUGAUAAAAGAUUCCCCGGAAAGACACCGAUUAAUAAACAAGUAUUAGCAAAAUACUCUAAAGGUCCUGGGCUUGACUUAAAAAGAAAAACAAAUGUGAUUAAAAAUAAAGUUGUUAGGAAGAAAUUACAGCGGAAAGAGCAGAUUAUAGAGGAACAGGUAGAAGCUUCUGCUCGGGCAGAAUUACUACUGACAGAAGAGCAUGGCUACUUGGAAGCUGAUGAUGGAGAAAUAACUACUGAAUAUCGGCAAAAGCAAAUUGCAAACAAUGUGGACAUAACAAGUGCAGCCAAACAAUUCAAAUUGGAUUUGCAGUUUGGUCCAUAUUGCUUUAAAUAUACCAGAAAUGGCCGACAUUUACUUUUGGGUGGAAAACAAGGUCAUGUGGCAGCUUUUGACUGGGUAACAAAAAAGCUGGCUUGUGAAAUAAAUGUGAUGGAGUCUGUACAUGAUGUUACAUGGCUGCAUCUAGAAACUAUGUUUGCUGUAGCGCAAAAGGAUUGGGUUUAUAUUUAUGACAAUCAGGGAAUAGAGUUACAUUGUUUGAAAAGAAUGAAUGGUGUGACAAGAUUGGAAUUUUUGCCAUAUCACUUCUUGCUUGCCAGUGGAUCGAAAGACGGUCAUAUGGCUUGGUUGGAUGUGUCUAUGGGCAAGCUUGUCGCUCGUUAUAAUUCACAUUUGGGCAGAAUAUCUGUGAUGACACAGAAUCCAAAUAAUGCAGUGUUAUGUGUGGGUGAUUCGAAAGGAAUAGUGUCUAUGUGGUCUCCAAACUCUACUAAGCCAUUGGCGAAAAUGCUCUGCCAUCAUCAGUCAAUCAUGACAUGCGCUAUUCAUCCAUAUGGGACUUAUAUGGCAACCAGUUGUGUAGAUAAAUCUGUGAAGAUAUGGGAUAUUAGGCAAUUGACAGGGCCAGUGAGUCACAUGCAUCUUUGUUCUCCCACUCAUCGUAUGUCUUACAGUCAACGUGGCUUGCUCGCACUUGCUAUGGGCAAUGUAGUAGAAGUUUUUAGGGAAUCAUUCGGUGAUUUUAAGCCAUAUUUGCGACACAAGACUGCUCGCAAUGUAGGCUGUGUUAAAUUUUGCCCAUAUGAAGAUGUGUUGGGAAUUUCUACGGCAAAUGAAUUUUCGUCGCUCCUCGUGCCAGGAAGUGCGGAAGCAAAUUAUGAUGCACAUGAGAUUAAUCCAUUCCAAACUAAAAAUCAAAGACGGGAAGCGGAAGUAAAAGCACUUUUGGAAAAGAUACAACCAGAAUUAAUCACUCUCGAAUCAACUGAGAUACUUGAAAUUGAUGUACCUACUUAUAAAGAGAAAAUGGAAUCAAAGAAAAAACUUUUGUAUGUUAAACCAAAACCAAUAAACUUUGAAUCCCGACGAACGAAAGCUAAGGGCAAAGGUGGCACCGCGAAAAUAAUAAAAACUAAAAAGAUACUGAAAGAAUUAAGUCGUCGGGAAAUGAUUGAAACAUUUUGCGAAACACAUGAAGAAGCGGCUCCGAAAAAAACCGAAAGUCAAAACAAAGAUUAUGGUGUAUUAAAUAGAUUUCUUCCAAAAAAAUAAAAUAAAUUCUAAUAGAAUUUAAUUUUAAU